CACCGACGACCUUCCCCCAGGCAGAGUCCCAUCGAAUCCAAUCCUAAGGCCAAGACCAGUUCCGCAGGAAACCCCAAGGAAAACCCCAAGAUGAAGAUCUUCUACGGAGCUCUGCUGGUGCUGGGCACAGCAAUUAUUGCCCAGGCGGCUGUGGCCCGUUCCAACGACGAGUCCGCCCAGGAUACCGACCAGCAGUCCAAGUACCGCCUGUUCAAGCAGCCAGUGCAGAUCGAGGCGCGCAGCUUACAGCAGCUUAUGGCCUUGAAGAGCCAACCUUGCCCUCCGCCACCAUCACCCACCACUACAACUGGGCCUACCACCUCAACAGUGACAACCUCACCCACUGGGCCCACUACCACAACCGGAACGUCCACAACAACCACCACACCCACCACAACUUCCACAAACCCUACCACCUCCUCCACCGGCAGACGUCACUCAUUCAACCAGAACAAUUCGGUGGACGAAAACGAGAACGACGACGAGGAGUUUGACCAGGAGGUGGAGCAGGAGAAGUAUCUGAAGGACGAGGAUGACGAGCAGGAGGACGACCAUGACGAUGACGAUAACGAGGACGACGGCUUCCAGCUUGUGGCUCCCAAAGCCUCAUCUUCCUCCUCCUCUUCUAUUCGCCGUCGCACCAGCGCUAGCAGCUCAUACGGAUCGUCUGGCAACAAGAACCUGUCCAACAGCGAGCUGAUGCGCGAACUCGAACUGCGCCGGCAGAAGGAACUCAACGAGCAGCUGCGCAAGCAGCUGGCCAGCACCCGCCGCCGUUCCACCCAGAGCCGCCGUCGUGCCCUUAACAACCGUCGUCGUGCCCGUCGCCGCCAGCAGCAGAAGCGCCGCCGCCUUUCCCGCCGCAACCAGCAGAAGCGUCGCUCCCAGAACCGCCGCCACCGCAACGCCCGCCGCCGUCAGCGCCGCAACAACCGCCUGAGCCGCCUCCGCCAGCGCCGUCGUGCCAACCGUCGCCGCAACUGAGCGACCAGUGACCAGCACUGACCUCUGACCCCCGACAUGUACGAUUACAAUAAAGCGAAUAUAUAUACAAAACAAAAAUGCAUUCUCUUAUC
Molecule: messenger RNA, 1076 nt
Organism: Drosophila simulans
Lineage: Eukaryota; Metazoa; Arthropoda; Insecta; Diptera; Drosophilidae
Product: surfeit locus protein 6 homolog
Exons: 2
Coding region: 91-984 (297 amino acids)
Source: RefSeq, a predicted model, not a curated record